Molecule: messenger RNA, 2899 nt
Organism: Megalops cyprinoides (Indo-Pacific tarpon)
Lineage: Eukaryota; Metazoa; Chordata; Actinopteri; Elopiformes; Megalopidae
Product: interleukin-1 receptor accessory protein-like 1
Exons: 11
Coding region: 800-2899 (699 amino acids)
Biological process (GO): negative regulation of exocytosis; signal transduction
Source: RefSeq, a predicted model, not a curated record
GAUACACGCUAAUAACUUUUAUCUUGUGAGGGUAUGCCUGUAGUCCAUCUUAAAGUCCUCACACCUUUUUUGGCGCUCUGAAAUUAGGGCUGGGUGUACGCGUCAUUUUCUUGUUCUUUUUUUGGCUCAGUAAGAAUGCACAGAAUGCAGGUUUUGAGCCGCUUGUUGAAAACCCGGAGAGACUCUUGUGGGCUCUAGGACCAAGGAGACGAAUCGAUGAGAAGCUGGGGCUGUGAGCGUUCACAUAGCAGCACUGAGGAGGAAAACCCCAUCGGAUCCGCUAUUACAGGAUACUUUUGAAAUAUAUAUAGAUUUAUUUUCUGUUUGCACUGCAGCCUCCCGAAGAUCGCACAUGUGCAUUGGGAUUGUUGGUAACACACUGCACGUUUGGAGGAUCUGUGAUCAACAGCUCUUUCCACAGAGAAGCGUACUUGUUUGGUGUUUAAUCUUGCCCUUCAUUUUCUCCCUGCCGUUCUCUUUUACCAAGUAUCUAAAUGUAAUUCCUCUUUAUUCUUGGAUCAUCUCUAUGGAAAGGAAGCAUUGGUACUUGCCAAUGACCAAAUAGCACGAUAGUAAACGUACAUGAUUAUGUUGGAUUAAACCACUCUCUGGACAACUUGACUAUUGCUUGAAUGGGAUAUCUGGUCAAAAUAUCAUUUUUCACCCACAUUGUAAAACUAGAGGAAAUCGUGAUUUUUCUUCUGAUCCGGCGUUGUGAUGGUCAUAGAGAUUUCUUUCACUGACUGAAGGAACUGGACCAUUUUGGAAGCUGGUUGUAGGACUUGAGGACAGGUGAAAGAUGAAGGCUCCCAUCCCUCUCCUGAUCCUACUCUAUGCCGUGGUCACCAGGAGCUUAAAGGUGGUGUCCAAGAGGGGCUCAGUGGAUGGCUGUACUGAUUGGUCGGUGGACUACUUGAAAUACAAAGUGCUUCUGGGGGAGCCAGUUCGGAUUAAAUGUGCUUUAUUUUAUGGAUAUAUUCGGGCGAACUAUACCCAUGCCCAGAGCGCCGGACUCAGCCUCAUGUGGUACAAAAGCACGGGCCACGGAGACUUCGAGGAGCCCAUCUCUUUUGAUGGUGUGCGCAUGAGCAAAGAGGAGGACGCCAUAUGGUUCCGACCGGCGGAGCUGCAAGACAUCGGGCACUAUUCCUGUGUAUUAAGGAAUUCCACAUACUGCAUGAAGGUGUCCAUGUCUCUGACCGUGGCGGAGAAUGACACAGACCUCUGCUACAACUCCAAAAUGCGCUACUUUGAGAAGGCGGAGCUGAGCAAAAGCAAAGAGAUCACAUGUCCCGACAUCGAGGACUACAUGCAGCCGGGGAAGGAGCCAGGGAUCGUGUGGUACAAGGAAUGCAAGCCAAAACAGUGGAGACAAAGCAUUGUAAGAAGAAGGGAUACUCUCUCCAUUCGUGAAGUGAGGGAGGACGACAUUGGAAAUUACACAUGUGAAUUACAGUUUGGGAGCUUCGUUGUGCGGAGGACCACUCAGCUGACCGUCACAGCCCCUUUGACAGACAAGCCACCAAAGCUCCUUUUUCCCUCAGAGAACAAGCUGACCACCAUGGAGGUGCAGAUAGGUAGUCCUGUUAACCUCACCUGCCGGGCGUUUUUCGGCUACAGUGGAGACGUCAGCCCGCUCAUCUACUGGAUGAAGGGGGAGAAGUUCAUCGAGGAUCUGGACGAGAGCCGGGUUCGAGAGAGCGACAUCAAGAUCAUCCGUGAGCACCUGGGGGAAAAGGAAGUGUCAAUCUCCUUGACGAUUGACUCCAUGGAGGAGGGGGACAUGGGUAAUUACUCCUGCUACGUGGAGAAUGGCAACGGCAGGAGGCAGGCCAGCAUCCAGCUCACGAAGAGGGCAGAGCUGAUGUAUACAGUGGAGCUGGCAGGAGGCCUGGGGGCGAUCCUGCUGUUGCUGGUGUGCCUGGUCACGCUCUACAAGUGCUACAAGAUAGAGCUCAUGCUCUUCUACAGGAACCACUUCGGGAGCGAUGACGUGGAUGGAGAAAACAAAGACUACGAUGCAUAUCUGUCCUACACCAAAGUGGACCCAGACCAAUGGAGUCAGGAGACUAGAGAAGAAGAACGAUUUGCGCUGGAGAUCCUCCCCGAUGUCCUGGAAAAGCAUUAUGGGUAUAAACUCUUCAUUCCAGACAGGGACUUGAUCCCAACAGGAACAUACAUCGAGGACGUGGCGCGCUGUGUGGACCAGAGCAAGCGCCUCAUCAUAGUCAUGACGCCCAGCUAUGUGGUGCGACGGGGCUGGAGCAUCUUCGAGCUGGAGACGCGCCUGCGGAACAUGCUGGUGACGGGCGAGAUCAAGGUGAUCCUGAUCGAGUGCGCCGAGCUGCGUGGCAUCAUGAACUACCAGGAGGUGGAGGCACUCAAGCACACCAUAAAGACCCUGACGGUCAUCAAAUGGCAGGGCCCCAAGAGCAACAAGCUCAGCUCCAAGUUCUGGAAACACUUGCAGUACGAGAUGCCCUUUAAGCGGCUGGAGCCCAUCAUCUCCCAUGAGCAGGUGCUGGACGUGAGCGAGCAGGGGCCCUUCGGCGAGCUGCAGACCGUCUCGGCCAUCUCCAUGGCGGCCGCCACCUCCACUGCCAUGGCAACGGCGCACCCGGAGCUGCGCUCCACCUUCCACAACACCUACCACUCCCAGAUGCGGCAGAAACAGUACUACCGGAGCUACGAGUACGACAUCCCACCCGCUGGCACGCUGCCACCGCUCUCCUCACUAGGCAACCAGCACACCUACUGCAACAUCCCCAUGACUCUGUUGAACGGCCAGCGGUCACAGGCCAAGUCGCCACGUGAGCAAAGCCUGGAGGAGGCACACGCCAAUAACGCUAUGCUCCCGCUGCUGCCCCGUGAGACCAGCAUCUCCAGCGUCAUCUGGUGA